Molecule: messenger RNA, 624 nt
Organism: Varroa destructor (honeybee mite)
Lineage: Eukaryota; Metazoa; Arthropoda; Arachnida; Mesostigmata; Varroidae
Source: RefSeq, a predicted model, not a curated record
UUUAUCAGUAAAAGUACAUUUUUUGUUCACUUUUAUUCAGAGUGCUUUCUUUACUCUCCACUCGAGUCGCAGAUAACUAAGAAUUUUAAUGCUCAGCCUGCCGCUAGUAGGUAUGGUCAGUUGUACUACUUGUGGUACCAGUGGUACCAUUAGAAGCUAUAAUGCCGUAGCCUUUCUGAAAGAAGCAGUUAACAAAUUUCCAGACCUCAUCGGCACGACCCUACUCUGCACUUUAAUGUUUCCGUACGCUGCCUACAAUGUCCGCAAUGAAGAGAGAAAACGUCCCUUUACCUAUCGGCAGUACUACACUGUGUGGCGCCCGGAAGAUCCUCGCUCAAAUCAAAUGCUAAAAAAAAUGGAGAAAUAUAAUUGGAAACCCGAAAUGAAACCCGAUGCGAAAGCCAUCGAAAAGGCCCGCAAGGCAGCUGGAUUUGCAUAGUAAAUUCAACCAGGAAAAUCUUUUUGGUUAAGGGAAGAAAGAAGUAUUCAACAUUUAAAACGAUAACUCCGACAGUGGACAUACAUCAACAGCAAUUUCCAUGAAGACUAACAAAUAAGAGAAGGGUAGAAAAACGGCAGAUUUGAAAUUAUAAAUAAAUAAUCGGUUUGUUCCGUUUUUAGACA